AUGGGUGCAAAGGUUUCCACGAGAAACCGCACUGCUACGGGCAGCCUUUGCGAGUUGACCGUCUUGUCCAAAGAAAAGAAAGGAGACAUGACCAGACCGCUGAACGAAUACUUUAUAAAUUCUUCUCACAACACGUACAUAGAGAGCGGUCACCAGUGGAUCGGUGCGGCGUCGGUGGAAAACUAUGCCUACGCUAUAGUCGGUGUAGGAUGCCGGUGCGUCGAAAUAGACGUGUGGGGAGAUCCGAACCCCGUGGUCAGGCAUAGCCCGGUCUCCAUGAUCAAACCGUACCUGUCUCUACGAGACGUAUUACGCGUCGUGCGAGAAACGGCCUUUGUAAAGUCUCCCUACCCCAUGAUCAUCAGCGUCGAGAAUCACUCGAACGAAAACACGGUGGGCUAUCUAAUCCUGGAGGCGCUUGGCGCAAACUCUAUAUUUAAGCAUCGUCCCGAGUUUGGUCCGGAGUACUUUCCGAACCUGUGCGAUCUAAUAUACACCUUCGUCGUGCGCAGCACCAUUCGCGAUGAGAGCAGCGUGCUCUCCAAGAUCACCUUCCUUCGUAAGGGAUUCAACACCGAGAGUUUCGCCGAAGCGUGUAAAAGACCACCCGCGUACCGCACGGUGAAUCGAGUGUAUCCGUCGCGCAUGGCUUCCUCAAACGUCGACCCCGUCGUCCAUUGGGCCAUGGGCGUUCAGAUGGUGGCGCUCAACGUGCAAAAUAGGGACGCCGCCUUCGCGUACAACGAGGCGCUCUUUAGGUUAAACGGCCAGAGCGGUUACGUGCACUUUAAAACCAAACAGACAAACGGCAAGAGUCGCGUGCGACUUUACCUACUCAAGGGUUAUGGCCUUUCGGUGACAAACAGCAUUGUGUUUGUCCACUUUAAGGACGGCCCCAACGAAAUUCAGGUCAGGAGUAGCAAGCCAGAUUCGUCGCACGAUUGGAAUGAGACUUUCAAGUUUCGUGUGCAAUAUCCGCAUCUAUGCUUUGUAGGAUUUGGAAGGGAACCUGCGACGAUGUACCAUCUCGAGUCGCUAUGCGGGGGUGUUCGCUACGUAGAGCUUCAGAGGGAGGGUAAACUGUUGGUACAUGCCCGAGUCUAUAAAUAA
Messenger RNA from Ixodes scapularis (black-legged tick), 1110 nucleotides. Its product is annotated as 1-phosphatidylinositol 4,5-bisphosphate phosphodiesterase zeta-1-like. Gene Ontology annotation, biological process: phosphatidylinositol-mediated signaling; lipid metabolic process. The coding region runs from base 1 to 1110 and encodes 369 amino acids. Gene Ontology annotation, molecular function: phosphatidylinositol-4,5-bisphosphate phospholipase C activity. The transcript has a single exon. Lineage: Eukaryota; Metazoa; Arthropoda; Arachnida; Ixodida; Ixodidae. The record is from RefSeq and is a predicted model, not a curated record.